CAUGCAUUGGUCUAUAUGCACAUAAUACAUGUAGCAUGCUAGGUGUUUUUCUUUUCAAGACAGACUUCGUAAAAUAAUGUGCGAGCAACUCCUUGCAAAACUUCUGUUUUUAGCUUAAUAUUUCUCUUCUCUAACAAAAAAUGACUCGGCAAGCUCGGAAACGACACCAUCGGGGAUACACACACAUCAAGAAAAAGUACAGAACAAAAAGGAAAACCAAGGACUUGGAUGAAAUUGACGAGGAUUUGAAACCCCGAAAUGCGGAAAGAUUGCUGCAUCAAAAAAUAGAUUUUGACAAGCCUGGAUCAGCACAACAUUACUGCCUUCAUUGCGCGAGAUACUUCAUUGAUGGGUCUGCAAUGAAGGAACAUUUUCGCAGCAAAACACAUAAACGGAGAUUGAAAGCACUUGAGUUGGAGCCCUACACACAGAAAGAAGCCGAAGCAGCUGCAGGGAUGGGUUCAUAUCAACCACCUAAGAAGAGAGUAAUGGUUACCCAACAGGCGACACAACAGGAUGUGAAUAUGGAUGAAGACAAGAGGGACCAAACAUGAUCCUUGGGGAACACCACUUCUGGAAAUCAGCCAAAUGAACAAUGAUCCCUCUAU
Messenger RNA from Lytechinus variegatus (green sea urchin), 608 nucleotides. Its product is annotated as zinc finger protein 593-like. Bases 141 to 554 code for a protein of 137 amino acids. Lineage: Eukaryota; Metazoa; Echinodermata; Echinoidea; Temnopleuroida; Toxopneustidae. Gene Ontology annotation, molecular function: nucleic acid binding; zinc ion binding. The record is from RefSeq and is a predicted model, not a curated record. The transcript has 3 exons.